AUGUCGCAGCGCACAUCGGCAGCCGUCGCCUUGGGUGGCUUGGCCGGCUUGGCGUACAUGAGCUCGGGCAGCCAGGGCCAGACAUUCGCAGCGGCGCCGGCCACCGCGAACCUUCGCCAGCAGCACACCGUCCAGACCGCUGCAGCCACGCCGCCUUCCUCGGCCUCCACGUCUCUGCCGGCAAUGAUGGCUGGCGGUGCGGUCCUCGCAGCUGCUGCUGCUUCUGGACGUGCUACCCGUGCGCAUGGCAGCGCGCCCCUCCCGACCAGCGUGAUGCCAGUGAGGACAACGGUCACAGCUCGCCAAGCCCUAGACCAGUCCAGCCGCUAUGCGGACUUGUCCUUGGAUGAGGCGACGCUCAUCAAGAACGGCAAGCACGUGCUGGUCGCGUACAUCAUGAAGCCGAAGGCAGGUUAUGAUUACCUGGCCACCGCCGCCCACUUCGCCGCCGAGUCUUCCACCGGCACCAACGUGAACGUGUGUACGACGGAUGACUUCACCAAGUCGGUGGAUGCCUUGGUCUACUACAUCGAUCCUGAUAGCGAGGAGAUGAAGAUCGCGUACCCCACCCUGCUGUUCGAUCGCAACAUCAUCGACGGCCGCGGCAUGAUGUGCUCCUUCUUGACCCUGGCUAUCGGCAACAACCAGGGUAUGGGCGAUGUCGAGUACGGCAAGAUCUACGACUUCUACCUGCCCCCGUCCUUCCUGCGCCUGUAUGAUGGGCCCGCCGUGAACGUGGAGGACAUGUGGCGCAUCUUGGGCAAGGGCACCAGCAACGGUGGUCUCGUGGUUGGAACCAUCAUCAAGCCCAAGCUCGGCCUGCAGCCCAAGCCUUUCGGCGAGGCCUGCUAUGCCUUCUGGCAGGGCGGAGAUUUCAUCAAAAAUGAUGAGCCGCAGGGCAACCAGGUGUUCUGUCAGAUGAACGAGUGCAUCCCUGAGGUCGUGAAGGCCAUGAGGGCCUGCAUCAAGGAGACCGGUGUUGGCAAGCUGUUCUCGGCCAACAUCACCGCGGAUGAUCCCAACGAGAUGAUUGCCCGCGGCAAGUACUGCCUGUCCCAGUUUGGCCCACUCUCGGAGAACUGCGCCUUCUUGGUGGAUGGAUACGUCGCAGGAGGCACCGCCGUGACCUGCGCCCGCCGCAACUUCCCCAAGCAGUUCUUGCACUACCACCGAGCCGGACACGGAUCCGUGACCAGCCCCCAGACCCAGCGCGGCUACACCGCCUUCGUGCACACGAAGAUCUCGCGAGUCAUCGGUGCGUCCGGCAUCCACACCGGCACCAUGAGCUUCGGCAAGAUGGAGGGCGAUGCCUCCGACAAGAACAUCGCCUUCAUGCUUCAGGACGAUGAGGCCGAUGGCCCCUACUACCACCAGGAGUGGGAGGGCAUGAAGCAGACCACUCCCAUCAUCUCCGGCGGUAUGAACGCCUUGCGUCUGCCAGCCUUCUUCGAGAACCUGGGCCACUCCAACGUGAUCCUGACUGCCGGUGGUGGCUCCUUCGGCCACAAGGACGGACCCAAGCCGGGUGCCAUCUCCUGCCGUCAGGGUGAGGAGGCCUGGAAGGCCUGGAAGGCCGGACAGUAUGGCAACAUCAGCCUGAGCGAUGGCGUCAUCGAGUUCGCCAAGACCCACGAGGAGAUCAAGGGCGCUUUCCUUACCUUCCAGAAGGAUGCCGACCAGAUCUACCCGGGUUGGAAGGAGAAGCUGGGCUACACCGGCGAGUCCUCCGUGCAGGCUGCCAGCUUCGACUGGGCCAAGAAGGCCUCCGCCGCGGCCUUCGUCGGCGCCAGCGUGGCCCCUGCCAAGAAGGAGAGCAACGUAUCGCUCAAGGCCCUGGACCAGUCCAGCCGCUACGCAGACCUGUCCCUGGACGAGGCCACCCUGGUCAAGAGACUCGGCUGCAGGUUGGAGUGGCUGGUGCUGAUCUCACAUGAGAGGAACGGCAAGCAUGUGCUCGUUGCCUACAUCAUGAAGCCGAAGGCAGGUUAUGAUUACCUGGCCACCGCCGCCCACUUCGCAGCUGAGUCUUCCACCGGCACAAACGUGAACGUGUGUACGACGGAUGACUUCACCAAGUCGGUGGAUGCCUUGGUCUACUACAUCGAUCCUGAUAGCGAGGAGAUGAAGAUCGCGUACCCCACCCUGCUGUUCGACCGCAACAUCAUCGACGGCCGCGGCAUGAUGUGCUCCUUCCUGACCCUGGCUAUCGGCAACAACCAGGGUAUGGGCGAUGUCGAGUACGGCAAGAUCUACGACUUCUACCUGCCCCCGUCCUUCCUGCGCCUGUAUGAUGGGCCCGCCGUGAACGUGGAGGACAUGUGGCGCAUCUUGGGCAAGGGCACCAGCAACGGUGGUCUCGUGGUUGGCACCAUCAUCAAGCCCAAGCUCGGCCUGCAGCCCAAGCCUUUCGGCGAGGCCUGCUACGCCUUCUGGCAGGGCGGAGAUUUCAUCAAAAAUGAUGAGCCGCAGGGCAACCAGGUGUUCUGUCAGAUGAACGAGUGCAUCCCCGAGGUCGUGAAGGCCAUGAGGGCCUGCAUCAAGGAGACCGGUGUUGGCAAGCUGUUCUCGGCCAACAUCACCGCGGAUGAUCCCAACGAAAUGAUCGCCCGCGGCAAGUACUGCCUGUCCCAGUUUGGCCCACUCUCGGAGAACUGCGCCUUCUUGGUGGAUGGAUAUGUCGCAGGGGGCACCGCCGUGACCUGCGCCCGCCGCAACUUCCCCAAGCAGUUCUUGCACUACCACCGAGCCGGACACGGAUCCGUGACCAGCCCCCAGACCCAGCGCGGCUACACCGCCUUCGUGCACACGAAGAUCUCGCGAGUCAUCGGUGCGUCCGGCAUCCACACCGGCACCAUGAGCUUCGGCAAGAUGGAGGGCGAUGCCUCCGACAAGAACAUCGCCUUCAUGCUUCAGGACGAUGAGGCCGAUGGCCCCUACUACCACCAGGAGUGGGAGGGCAUGAAGCAGACCACUCCCAUCAUCUCCGGCGGUAUGAACGCCCUGCGUCUGCCAGCCUUCUUCGAGAACCUGGGCCACUCCAACGUGAUCCUGACUGCCGGCGGUGGCUCCUUCGGCCACAAGGACGGGCCCAAGCCGGGUGCCAUCUCCUGCCGCCAGGGUGAGGAGGCCUGGAAGGCCUGGAAGGCCGGACAGUAUGGCAACAUCAGCCUGAGCGAUGGCGUCAUCGAGUUCGCCAAGACCCACGAGGAGAUCAAGGGCGCUUUCCUUACCUUCCAGAAGGAUGCCGACCAGAUCUACCCGGGCUGGAAGGAGAAGCUGGGCUACACCGGCGAGUCCUCCGUGCAGGCUGCCAGCUUCGACUGGGCCAAGAAGGCCUAA
Molecule: messenger RNA, 3339 nt
Organism: Symbiodinium sp. CCMP2592
Lineage: Eukaryota; Dinophyceae; Suessiales; Symbiodiniaceae
Source: the annotation of a GenBank genome assembly